GGUGCAGAGCCCUUGGUUGACAGCAGGGCGGCCGUGGCUUCCUGAUCCAGAAUCCCACCGCCUGGUACAUGGAUCCGAGGCCCUGAUGUCAUGGCACCCCCAGUACCGCAGCUCCAAGUUCCGCCACGUCUUUGGCAAACCAGCCAGCAAGGAGAACUGCUACGACUCAGUGCCCAUCACCCAGAGCGUCCACGACAAUCACUUCUGCGCCGUGAACCCCCACUUCAUCGCAGUCGUGACUGAGUGCGCUGGUGGGGGGGCCUUCCUCGUCAUCCCCCUGCACCAGACGGGAAAGUUGGACCCCCACUACCCGAAGGUCUGCGGACACAGAGGGAACAUCUUAGACAUCAAGUGGAACCCUUUUGAUGACUUUGAAAUCGCCUCUGCUUCUGAAGAUGCCACAAUUAAGAUCUGGAACAUCCCCAAGCAGCUGCUCUCAAGGAACCUCACAGCCUUCAGGAAGGAGCUGGUGGGCCACUCCCGCCGCGUGGGCCUGGUGGAGUGGCACCCCACGGCUGCCAACAUCCUCUUCAGCGCUGGCUACGACUACAAGGUGAUGGUCUGGAACCUGGAUACAAAGGAGCCUGUAAUCAUGAGCCCUGUGAAGACAAUUGACUGUCACCAAGAUGUGAUCCUCUCUAUGUCCUUCAACACCAACGGCAGCCUGCUGGCCACCACCUGUAAAGACCGCAAGAUUCGGGUUCUCGACCCCCGAGCAGGGGAGGUCCUGCAGGAAGCCAGCUACAAGGGGCACCGGGCCAACAAAGUGCUAUUUUUGGGGAACCUGAAGAAGCUGCUGUCCACAGGCACUUCCCGAUGGAAUAACCGGCAGAUGGCCCUGUGGAACCAGGAUGACCUUUCUGUGCCUCUCACGGAGGAGGACCUGGAUGGCUCUUCGGGUGUGCUGUUUCCCUUCUAUGAUGCGGACACCAACAUGCUCUACGUGGUGGGGAAGGGGGACGGGAACAUCCGUUACUAUGAGGUGAGCACCAACAAACCUUACCUGAACUACCUGACCGAAUACCGCUCCUAUUACCCACAGAAGGGGAUCGGUGUCAUGCCAAAGAGAGGUCUUGAUGUGUCCACCUGUGAGAUCUUCCGCUUCUACAAGCUGAUUACAACCAAAAGCCUCAUCGAGCCCAUAUCCAUGAUUGUGCCCCGGCGGUCGGAAUCCUACCAGGAGGACAUCUACCCACCCACGGCAGGGGCCCAGCCCUCUCUCACAGCCAGGGAGUGGCUCAGUGGGAUGAAUAAAGAGCCAGUGCUGGUGUCCCUCAGGCCCGGCUCCGAGCUGCCGAGCCCUCGGCCCCUGCCCCCAGAAAGAUCGCUCUCCAACCCCAUGGCCCCCGCCUCGCCCCACCUCUUGGGCCCAACAGAAAGGCCGGUUGCAGAAGACGGCCAGAGGCCCUUCUCUCUGCUGGAGGAGAGGUCGCCAAGGUGGGCAGCAGACCACAGGCUGGAGGAGAAGAAAGCCUGGCUCACAAACGGCUUUGACAUCUUUGAAUGCCCCCCACCAAAGACGGAGAACGAGCUGCUACAGAUGUUCUAUCGGCAACAGGAGGAGAUCCGAAGACUCCGGGAAUUGCUGACCCAGCGCGAGGUCCAGGCCAAACAGUUGGAACUGGAGAUCAAAAACUUGCGGAUGAGCUCAGAAUGGUUCUGAGCAGAGGUUUCUGCCCUCCUUGCCCUCAGGGACACCACUUGGCUCCAUGGGGAGGUCCAGAACCAAACCACAAGUCCCCCCAAGAACAACCACUAUUUCUAUAUUUUUUACCAGAAAAUGAAACUCGAUCGCCGAAAGAUUCCAAUGGGACAUGGUGCCGUUUUUCUAUUUGCCUUCUCAGAACAACAGUGUCUGAAAUGACUCCUUUUAGAUGAUAACUUGCCUUCUGUUGGAUUCUGUUUGUAAGGGCCCAUGAUAAGGUAUAACUUCCAAAGGGGAAGAACAUUAUAGUGAUAGAAAGCUAGAGCGAGAAGAACCCAGGAGAUAAACCUGCCUGUGGCUUUCAAAGUGUGGUCUAUAGAAUGGGGGAAAGCUAAACAGGAGGGCCCUCCCCGCUCCCCUCAUUCCAACCAGACAGCUCCCCUUCUUUCUGGUUUAUAUAUUGGCUUUGAUGGUAUACAUAAUUCUGCCACUCAAAAAAAUUUAGAAGUUUGAAAACCUGUGAUUGGCCCAACUUCCUCAUUUUACAGGUGGGGAAACUGAGGCCCAGAGAGAGAAGAGUGAUGUAGGUCCCCAGAGAGUUCGUGGCUGGGCUAAGCUGAGCUCCUGGUCUCCUGGGUCCGUCUUUCUGCUGCUUCUGGUCUGAUACAGUUCUCAGCCCGCAGAGCAGGAAUCCGCCGGUUCCAGCCUCAGCUGUGUCCCCGACUAGGAGUGACCUCAAGCCCUUCCCUCUCUGGCCUCAAUUUCUCCAGCUGAACAAGGAGGGCACUGGAAUCUGCCACCCAAGACAAGAAAUGUUGGCCUUGACCUAAGGAAAACUACCUGUGGGGUGAUGAUCUAGAUUUGUUGUGGGGACUCACCAGACAUUGGCCAAGGGGUAGAGGGGGUUUAACUUUCCAGAAAGAAGUCAAGGUUCAACCCAAUUCUACGAUAGAGGCAGAAGGGCAACAUCAUCCUCUCUUCAGCCAGAAUUGGCCGGAUGUGGAUAGAUACCCCUUACUGUGGGACACAGACAUCAGGUCACAUUGUCCAUGGUCACUGAUAGCCACCAAAGCCCUCUGGUCACAGAGCCUGCCUCCUCCAGGACAACAUAGACCACUGUCAGUCCAAGGUAACAGAAGAGGCCCCUGGGGGGUAGGGAGCCCCAGGGCUGGCAGUUUGCCCACACAACCGCCUGGCUGCCCAGCUGAAAGGGCUUCUGGAGAAGGAUUGUGCAGGGCAAGGAAGCAAGAACACAAGCUCCCAUCCAGCCUGAAUUUUUCUGUGUUCCUCCUUUAUGAAUCUGUGCUCUGAGCACUUCUCUGAGAUUUUCUUUCAGUGGUCAAUAUGGUAGCCCAGCUAGAGACAGGGGAUGUUGGAAGUUGAA
Pteronotus mesoamericanus is the source of this 3029-nucleotide messenger RNA. It is a transcript of the gene CORO2A, whose product is annotated as coronin 2A. The record is from RefSeq and is a predicted model, not a curated record. The transcript is spliced from 12 exons. Bases 86 to 1663 code for a protein of 525 amino acids. Gene Ontology annotation, molecular function: actin filament binding. NCBI's taxonomy places the organism in Eukaryota, Metazoa, Chordata, Mammalia, Chiroptera, Mormoopidae.